Molecule: messenger RNA, 4810 nt
Organism: Somion occarium
Lineage: Eukaryota; Fungi; Basidiomycota; Agaricomycetes; Polyporales; Cerrenaceae
Source: the annotation of a GenBank genome assembly
CCACGGGCUGUUGUCUUCUCCCACUUGCACUGCUUGAACCUCUUGGACGAAAUAACUUUGUCUAUCGCGCGCACGGCUCUGACUCCCGCACGUGAACCUGUCCGCUCGCUUCAAGCAACUCUGCCCGCAGCAUGGCUGCAUCCAUUCAGACUGCUUUACCUCCACAACUCCCGAGUGGCUUACAAACAAACAACCCCCAAGUGACUCGCGACAAACUCCAGAGUUUACUCAAUGUAUGUCUCAUCUUCCUUAUUCAAUUCACCUCAUCUAACACUCUGCAGCGUGCCAAUGUUCUUCGUUCCAGCGGACUCACCGCCGAAACUUCCCCCGAACUGGCGAAGAUAUUGCGGUUUCUCCAAAUGUGUAGUGUUCAACAACGUGAAUCUCUCCUUCUCUAUCCUUUCUCUCUUCUAUGCUCAAACUAUGUAGGAACAGCGCAGGUCGAUGGCCCGUCUGCAGAGCACCCGUUGGCCAAUGGCCAUGCACCCGUAAACGGCGUAGCCUCUGUCACGUCAGGCCCUGUGCCUACCCAAACUUACCCCGGUGCUCCUACUACCCCCGUUUCUUUCACCCCCGACCAGAUCGACGCUCUUCGCGCACAGAUACAAGCUUUCAAGCUUAUUUCUCGUGGCAUGCCCGUACCCGAGCAUGUCCAGCAAGCUGCCCGUAUCGCUAGUCAAGCUGCGCCGACCCUCGAGAAAGUUCUCCAAGGCCAGGAUGUCGCCAGCCGAGUCGUCGAUGGUGCCGUAAAGGUGCACAAGGGCGCGAGCAACGAGUCUGAUACCGUAAUUGCAGAAGAGACGUUGAAGGCGGAGGACCUCGAGGCGCUGCAGAACCACCCUGAUAUGCCCAAAGGGCCAUUUCUAGAGGACGACUUGAACUCGGGGAUCUAUCCUUACAAUGCUUAUAGACAUCCAUUCACUCACCUCUCGAGAGAUACAUCGAGCAACCCUUCCCUCUUUGCCACUCGCCUUCAGCGCACACUCGUUCCCGGCAUCAUGCCUGCCGGUCUAGACCCCCACCAAGUCAUUGCAGAGCGGAAUCGAUACGUCGACGCCCGAAUAGAGCAGCGAAUGCGUGAAUUAGAAGCCUUGCCGGCCACAAUGGGUGAGGGUGGACUGGAACACCCUAUGGACGAUAUCGAAGGCAACAAGUCAGAGAAAGAAAACGUAGACGACUUGAUGAAAUCGCUGGUCCACCCGAGUCCAAAUACGCACGGCAAGCUCCGCGCCCUUAUCGAAUUGAAGUCCCUCCGUGUGCUCGACAAACAACGAGCGAUGCGAGCCAUGGUAUCCGAACGACUGACUCACGGCACGCUGUUGCCACUCAACCGCACAGAGUUCAGGAGGGCCCGCAAGCCGGCCGUUCGCGACAUUAGGUGGACGGAACAGGCGGAGAGGAAACAACGGAUCGAGCGCGAACGACGGGCGAAACAGAAGCACGUCGAGCAGCUUAGCAUCAUUUGCAAACAUGGCGAAGAGGUCAUCGCUGCCAAUCGUGCAGCUCAGGCUCGCGUCCUUCGCCUCGGCAAGGCUGUUCUCUCAUUCCAUGCACAUACUGAGAGGGAGGAGCAGAAGCGUAUCGAGAGGAUCUCGAAGGAGCGUCUGAAGGCUUUGAAGGCGGAUGAUGAAGAGGCCUACAUGAAGCUCAUCGACACGGCGAAGGAUACUCGUAUCACACAUCUCUUACGACAGACCGAUUCGUAUUUGGACUCGCUCGCUCAGGCUGUUAUGGAACAGCAGCGAGAGGACGGUCAUGAUCCACAUAUGCGCGGCUUUGAGGUCGAGGAGGGUCCUAUGAAUGAGUCCACGUUCGGUGCGCAGAAGCUGGACGAUGGCGAGACCGAUAACUCGAAGCUAGACUACUAUGCUAUCGCGCAUCGUAUCAAGGAGAAGGUCACGAGGCAGCCGGGUAUCCUUGUUGGUGGCACUUUGAAAGACUAUCAGAUCAAGGGACUGCAAUGGAUGGUCAGCUUGUAUAACAACAGACUGAACGGUAUUCUCGCUGACGAGAUGGGUCUCGGAAAAACCAUCCAAACCAUUUCGCUAAUCACCUUCCUCAUCGAGUCCAAGCGACAGCGCGGCCCUUACCUCGUUAUCGUCCCGCUUUCAACAAUGACCAACUGGUCGGGAGAAUUUGCAAAGUGGGCCCCGAGCGUGAGGAUGAUUGCAUACAAGGGCAAUCCGGCACAACGAAGGGCGUUGCAAGGGGAUAUCCGUUCUGGAAACUUCCAAGUGCUGCUGACGACCUACGAAUAUAUCAUCAAGGACCGUCCCGUCCUGAGUCGCAUAAAGUGGGUGCACAUGAUCAUCGAUGAGGGACAUCGUAUGAAGAACACUCAGAGUAAACUCGCCCAAACGCUGACGCAACAUUAUCAUUCCCGUUAUCGUCUCAUCUUGACCGGUACCCCGCUGCAGAACAACCUGCCCGAGCUAUGGGCUCUACUCAACUUCGUCCUGCCGAAGAUCUUCAACUCGGUGAAAUCGUUCGACGAGUGGUUCAAUACUCCUUUCGCCAACUCGGGUACUCCUGAUAAGAUCGAGCUGAACGAAGAAGAGGCGCUGCUUAUUAUUCGUCGUCUUCAUAAGGUGCUGCGACCGUUCUUGUUGCGUCGGCUCAAGAAGGACGUGGAGUCGGAGUUGCCGGACAAGGUCGAGAAGGUGAUCAAGGUCAGGAUGAGUGCUUUGCAGUCGCAGUUGUACAAGCAGAUGAAGAAGUACAAGAUGAUCGCGGACGGUAAAGACGCCAAAGGGAAAUCGGGAGGUGUGAAAGGUCUCAGUAAUGAGCUCAUGCAGCUGCGAAAGAUCUGUCAACAUCCUUUCCUUUUCGAGAGCGUCGAAGACAAGAUGAACCCAGGCGGGUUGAUCGACGAGAAGCUUGUUCGUACUUCCGGGAAGAUAGAGUUGCUCUCUCGUAUUCUUCCAAAGUUCUUCGCCACCGAUCACAGGGUCCUCAUUUUCUUCCAGAUGACAAAAGUCAUGGAUAUCAUGGAGGAUUUCUUGAAGAUGAUGGGCUGGAAGUACCUUCGUCUGGAUGGUGGGACUAAGACUGAAGACCGUGCGGGCCACGUCGCGCAAUUCAAUGCCAAAGACUCUGAUAUCAAGGUCUUCAUCUUGUCCACUCGUGCUGGUGGUCUCGGCCUGAACUUGCAAACCGCUGAUACUGUCGUCAUUUUCGAUUCUGACUGGAAUCCUCAUGCCGAUCUCCAAGCGCAGGAUCGUGCUCAUCGUAUUGGUCAGACCAAGGUCGUCCGCAUCUUGCGAUUCAUCACGGAGAAGAGUGUCGAGGAGGCCAUGUUUGCGCGUGCUCGAUACAAGCUUGAUAUCGACGAUAAGGUCAUUCAGGCCGGUCGUUUCGAUAACAAGUCUACUCAGGAAGAACAAGAGGAAUUCCUUCGUUCCAUUCUAGAAGCCGACCAAGAGGAGGAGAAUGAAGAGGCCGGCGAUAUGAACGAUGAGGAAAUCAACGAGAUCAUCUCUCGAUCGGACCAGGAGUCUGUGAUCUUCCGCGAGAUGGAUAUUCAAAGAGAACGCGAAGCUGCUGAAGCGUGGAAACUUGCCGGACAUCGAGGCAAACCACCGCCGCCUCUUAUCCAGCUGGAAGAGCUCCCUGAAUGUUACCGAACGGACGAGCCGUUCGAAGACAGAGACGUUAUUGAAGAGGUGGAAGGUAGAGGACAGCGAAGAAGGACUGUUGUUAAUUACAAUGACGGUCUUGAUGACGAUACUUGGGCAAUGGCUUUGGAAGAGGGCGAGGAUAUCCAAGAACUCUCAGAACGCAAUCGGGAGAGGAAAGAUAGACGCGCUACCAACAAGCUCCUCAGAGAGGCUGAAUCGAGGGGCUCGCCAGCGUUGGAGGUAGAGACACCUCGUGGCAGUCGUAAGGCGAAGAAGGGCAAGGCGAAAGCGGAGCCAGCGUUUGAUGCGGUCGCUGUUGGCGGCAAGCGUAAACGUGGCGGUAUGAAGUCCAUGUCUGUUACUCCGUCUAUCAACGAAGAGGAGGAUGAGGAGCGUGAUACAGUAAGUAUUCUGAUACCAUGCUAUCUGAGUUCUGAAUACUCAUUACAUCUUCGUAGAAACGUCGAAAGACGAAAACUGCUGAGGUUCCUCCUCCAGUCCGCGAGAAGAUGAAGAAAGCAUUCAACGAAUGUUAUCGCGCCGUCCUCACUUGCGAAGACGAAACCGGUCGAAAGCGUUGCGAGUUGUUCAAGGAGUUGCCAGAUAAGAGGGAAUACCCCGACUAUUAUCAGCUCAUCAAGCAGCCCAUCGCGCUCUCGACGCUUCGCAAACGUCUUUCGAGCAAUUACUACAAGAACGUAUUGGACUUCCGAGAAGACUGGCGUCUCAUGUUCAAUAACGCUCGAACCUACAACCAGGAAGGUUCGUGGGUUUACGUGGACGCUGAGGAAAUGGAAAAAGUUUUCAAUGCGACGUUCGAUCGUGUCAUUGCCGGUUCCGGAUUGCCAGGUGCGCCUGCGGGUCCGAGUCCUUUGAACGAUGUUAUCAUGAGCCCUGUUGAAGACCAUCGACCGUUGCAGAAGGGGAAACAUGGUCGUAAGCAGGUUAUCAGCGAUGAUGAAUACCUUACACCCACCGAUGAGGAAUAGUUGCGUUGCGUCGUUACCAUGGAUCUGUGUUUAUUGUUCUACAUAUUGUAUUCUAGUUGUGAUAUCGUGUUUUCGGGAUUGGCUCUAUUCACUACAGUGAUUUUUACCUUGGACUACAUAAUAGAAAUACUUGCGUUUACGCGUUCUCAGGCACAUUCACUUGAGGCCGACUUUACGGGUUUGAUCGAUGAUCGCCGGCUUGAA